This is a messenger RNA of Truncatella angustata, 2241 nucleotides long. RefSeq lists its product as uncharacterized. The transcript is spliced from 4 exons. The coding region runs from base 1 to 2241 and encodes 746 amino acids. Gene Ontology annotation, biological process: DNA-templated transcription; regulation of transcription by RNA polymerase II. Gene Ontology annotation, molecular function: DNA-binding transcription activator activity, RNA polymerase II-specific; zinc ion binding; RNA polymerase II cis-regulatory region sequence-specific DNA binding. Lineage: Eukaryota; Fungi; Ascomycota; Sordariomycetes; Amphisphaeriales; Sporocadaceae. The record is from RefSeq and is a predicted model, not a curated record. Gene Ontology annotation, cellular component: nucleus.
AUGACGAGUGUUAUGGACGAGCCCGAGCGCCGUCGGAGAAGACCAGCCGUGCGGAGAAAGAUAAAAUGCAAUCGCGAGAAGCCUUGCAACAAUUGUCUUAAGUCCGACCCUCGCAAUUGCAUCUAUGAGACGCAGUCUUCUCAGCCCACACGGCCACGUGUAGCAAGACCAAGUGAGAACGGAGGGUGUCAUUUGCAAGGAUCUUCCAGUACAGGCAAGUCUUUGGAGAUCCAGAACUUUCCUUCAAGUUCGCAAGGCGAUGCCUCGUCAAAGGCAACGGCGGGCGGCGGUGUGCCGCCAGCAUGGUAUGUCGACUCAAUCAAGGGUAAAACGUCUCAGCUCGAAAGACAAUUAUCCCAAGCUGGCACAACACCAGCCCCACAGUCUGCCACUCCUUCAGCAUCAACUAUUGAAGCGAAUAGCUCGAGCCUUGGUGGUACCUGGUUCGUCCUUCGGGAACAAGGGGUCAGACCUAUUGUCCGCAGCGUUACCCACAAGACGCGCCAUUUCGGACAAAGCCAUUGGAUCAACAACGUGACUUUGUUGAAAGACCUAAUGGUACUCAUAGAACCGCUCUUGCGUGAAGGAACGUAUCCUGUAUUGCCAAACCUUCAAAAGGCCAAGUCUUUGUCAAAGGCCAUCAAAGCCAACUGGAGGCCGGCUUGGCCAACAAGUAUAACAUCUGAAUUACCAUCCAAAGAACUUUCCGACGUCUUGGUCGACCGUUACCUUCGUACACUAGAAAGUGUUCACCGAAUCGUUCAUGUGCCGUCAUUCAAGAGAGACUAUGGAGCUCUUUGGGUUUCGGAGGAUAAGCCUGACCCCUCCUUUCUGGUUCUGUUGAAGUUGAUACUCGCUAUCGGUGCUGCCACCUACGAUGAUCACUUUUCAUUGAGGAUAUCAGCUACCCGCUGGGUAUACGAGGCGCAGACCUGGAUAGCGCAACCAAACACAAAACACCAAUUAACUCUUCAGGGGCUCCAAGUACAUAUAUUACUGCUAUUUGCCCGCGAAAUAGUGGACGUUAGUGGUGAUUCGGUAUAUAUCGCCACGGGCGACCUGUUCAGGAGAGCGAUUGUUAUGGGAUUGAACAGAGAUCCGGUACACUUGCCGCACAAAUCGCAUUUGGUUGCGGAAAUGCGUCGUAGGAUCUGGAAUACAGUAUUGGAGCUGUGCAUACAGUCGAGCUUGACUUCCGGAGGGCCACCUCUCUUCUCAUUCGAUGACUUCGAUACAGAGCCACCUAGCAACCUCGACGAUGACCAGCUUGGGGGGACUGACGAGCCGAUUCCGAAACCGCUUGCCCAAUUCACAGAGGUUUCUCUCGCACUAUCACUACGCAAAAUUCUGCCGAUUCGACUUGCAAUCACUAAAUCUCUGAAUAAUCUUCGUUCAGCAUGUACUUAUGAAGAGACGUUACAGCUUGAUGCGGAGCUUCGAAAGGGUUACAAAGACAUCACUCGCGUUCUCCAGUCAUUUAGGUCUCGCCUUGAACCAGGUACCUCGGGAUUUGGGUUCCAAGCUGUUGACUUUGUGAUGCAAAGAUAUAUGGCAGCACUACACAUACCAUUCUUCGGACCAUCUCUCGAACAGGCUGCCUUCGCCUUUUCCCGCAAGGUUGUCAUCGAUGCCUCACUCAAGAUCUGGUACCUUGUGCGUCCCACCCUACAAGGACUCAAUGGGAGUCAUAUCAACGGUACGAAUCCGUCAAACUCGGAGGAUUUCUCACGUAUCGCAGCCUGCGGAGCGGGCAUGUUCCGCCUAGCUGCCACCCAGGCCGGCAUUCUCAUUGCAGCCGAGCUGAAGACGCAACUGCAGGAGAACGAUAGUCUCGGUCCCGCGCCGGUACGGCCGGAUCUACUUGCCGUACUGCGCGAUGCACAGUCUUGGAGUUUGCACUGCAUAAAGAGCGGGGAAUGCAACAUUAAAGGUUAUCUCAUGUCAUGCAUGAUCAUGGCUUUAGUCGACGGCCUCAUACGAAAUGCUAGCUCUGAGGAGCUUCCGCACCUUCUUAUCAAAGCUGCGGUCAAAUCUCAGGAUACAACCAUACCUAUUCUUGAGCAGUUCGCUCGCCAAAGCCAAUCCGAGGGAACGGCGGAGGUGCACCACGUGUCCUAUAGUACGCCGUCUGAUGCAGAUUGGGAUUUGAUAAUGGCCGAUACUCUUUUGAACGGAGGAAAUACGGACUCGAUAAAUUGGAUGAUUGAUGAUGGUGCUAUACCAGGCGCAUCUUUCUGGUGA